Penicillium olsonii is the source of this 1113-nucleotide messenger RNA. The record is from the annotation of a GenBank genome assembly. NCBI's taxonomy places the organism in Eukaryota, Fungi, Ascomycota, Eurotiomycetes, Eurotiales, Aspergillaceae.
AUGGCUUCCGUGAUUAAGAUCCCCUGCUCAUCCGCCAACAUUGGCCCGGGCUUCGAUGUGAUCGGCCUGGCACUAUCUCUCCACCUGGAGAUCCACGUCAGCAUCGAGAACAAGCCCUCAUCCCAACUCCCCUUCAACUGCGCCAUCACCUAUGAGGAUCAAAGCAAAAGUGUCGAGAAGAUCAGUCUCGACCCAGAAGUCAACCUGAUCACCCGCGUGGCCCUUUAUCUGCUCAGAUGCCACAACCAGCGCGCAUUCCCCGUCGAGACCAAGGUGCACAUUAUCAACCCGAUCCCAUUAGGGCGGGGUCUUGGCUCUUCGGGUACCGCUGUCGUUGCAGGUGUGAUGCUUGGUAACGAGGUUGGCAAGUUAGGCUUGAGCAAGGAGCGUCUGCUUGAUUACUGCUUGAUGAUUGGUACGUUGCACGCGGUCGUAAAAUGUGUCUGUGCCUUAACUAACGAUACCACAGAGCGCCACCCUGAUAAUGUGGCUGCCUCACUUUUCGGUGGCUUUGUUGGCACCUACUUGAAUGAGCUCAAGCCAGAAGACAUGGCUCGCAAGGAAAUCCCGCUUAGCGAGGUUUUGCCUGCCCCCGCCGGUGGUGUUGACACCGGUAUCAGACCCCCCGAGCCUCCCAUGGCCAUUGGCCAUUACCGGAAGUUCAACUGGGCUCCCGAAAUCAAGGCAAUUGCCAUUAUCCCUGAUUUCGUGGUCCCCACUGCCAAUGCCCGCAACGUUCUGCCCGAGUCCUACUCAAGGGCGGAUGUGGUCUUCAACCUCCAGCGCGCGGCUCUUCUCCCCGCAGCUCUGGGCAGCUCCCCUCCAGAUCCUGACAUGAUCUUCCUUGCCAUGCAGGACAAGGUGCACCAGCCGUACCGCAAGACCUUGAUCCCUGGCUUGACAGAGAUUCUCCAAUUCAUGACCCCUGCCACGCAACCCGGUCUUCUUGGAAUUUGCCUUUCCGGCGCUGGACCCACUAUCUUGGCUCUGGCGACGGAGCGCUUUGAUGAGAUUGCUGACCGCAUCAUCGCUCAGUUCGCUUCAAACAACAUUACCUGCCAAUGGAAACUGCUGGAACCCGCCCACGAUGGCGCCACGGUGACUUAUAACUAA